UAACACUAGCUUAUGAUUCAAGCAUAGUUAUCAAUCGCUGUUAGUAGCUGGCUGCACUAUUGAGGUGUCCUGGCUCUUGAGCAUAACAGGAGCAGUAGAGGCGUGCUUCUCCAUUGUGGAAAAUUACGGCUGGUAUUGAUAAAUGGCCAUUUCAUGAUCACAACAGCUGCUCUCAGUCUUCAUGAGAAGCCACAAAAUGCCCCUCUUUUUUUAUCUUUUCAUCCCAUUUUCUUAUGUUUUUGGGUUCUUUCCGCCCAGUGCAUCUCUUCCUGCUGUCUCUGAAGUCUGUUUGCACUUCACACGCUGUCUCUCCAAUCUUCACUUGUUAAAAGCUAAUUCAACUUUUCCUGACAAGGCACCCUCUUCUGGCGCCUCUCCUCUUGACCAGCAAUCCUUAGAUCCACCUCAAUCAACAAGUGCUGGUAGAUUUGCAUCACUUCGACAGCUUUCCAAUAGUUUUGCUCAGUUCAAUAAUUUACACCUUUCACUUCGUUCAAAGAAGCCACUAACUAGAAAGGAUGCUGCAGCUAUAAAUGAAUGGAGAUUUGCCAAGAUAAAGGAAUACAAGGAGCGGAAUGUUGAAGUGGAAAAUGAAGCUUUUGACCGAUACAUGCAGAAUGUAGAUUUACUGGAGGAAGUAUUAGCUGUGAAGUCGUUGGAUGAGAAUGUGCCCUCUGCAUUGGAGUCUAAUCCUACUACAAUGGAGAGCAAUGAGGCAAUGAUCCCUGGGUUAAAAUUGCAGCUAAGAUCAAAUUCUAUGAGAAGUGAUGGUUUGAGAAUGAGAAUACAACAAAUUGUAGACGAGGGAUUAAAGAAGCUCGAGAAAAGUGCUGUAGAUGGUGACAUCAAUGAAUCAAUUGAUGAUGAAUCUAAUAAAGCUUCAGAAAGGGGAAAGGGGAUUGAAAGGUUAUAAGCUAUAAGUGAUCUUAUGGAUAAAAUUAAUAAAGCCCGAACUGAGGAGGAUUUGAAGCCGUGCUUAGAGAUGAAGACCCAACUCUUCAAUUUGGACGAAGGCGCUAGCGUUAAAGACCUUCAAGACAAUGAAAUGCGUGAGAAUGAAACUGUUGUAAUUGAUGUGGUACCAGCAGAAGGAUUGGAUUAUUCUUUACCGAAAUUUGUUACCACCACUGAGAUUGAUCUAGAAACUCUUAACACCAUAGACAAACACUUUUCUACCCAGGAUAUAGAGCAGUUAUGAGUCUAGAUUUCUUAAACAUUGUGAUUUACCUUGAAAGAAACAGAAAUCUAAAUGUUGUGCUGUUCUAGGAAAA
This is a messenger RNA of Glycine soja, 1271 nucleotides long. RefSeq lists its product as uncharacterized. Lineage: Eukaryota; Viridiplantae; Streptophyta; Magnoliopsida; Fabales; Fabaceae. Bases 182 to 913 code for a protein of 243 amino acids. The transcript has 6 exons. The record is from RefSeq and is a predicted model, not a curated record.